CUCCGCCCGGGCGCAGUGCUGCUGGUUCACCACUCACAGUAGCCGGCCUAGCCUGCACCAGACUUUACAAAGAAGAUCCUCGGUCCAGAUUCGCGACGGGUGACGUUUGUGACAUACAUUAUAUAGCCUGGCCGCCCAAUAUUCUCCGCACGCAUACAUCAUCGCAGCCCUCACUUUCUGCACUUUGAACAUAUUCGCAAUUGCAUACCACACAGAAUUCACAUAGAGAUACUACCGCAAUGGCAGCCAGCGCCGACUCUAUCCUCCGCGAGGUCAACAUCCUCGGCGAGCUGAACGACUCUAAUCGUCACAUCCUCAGCAAAGACGCUGCUGUUUUCCUUGCUCUUCUCCACCGCACAUUUAACAACCGCCGAAAGGAACUUCUCCAGAGGAGAGUGCUCCGCCAGGCUGAGCUCGACAAGGGCAACCUCCUCGAUUUCCUCCCUGAGACCAAGCACAUCCGCGACGAUCCCACAUGGAAGGGAGCACCACCAGCUCCCGGUCUUGUCGACCGCCGAGUCGAGAUCACAGGACCGACAGAUCGCAAGAUGGUCGUGAAUGCACUAAACUCUGACGUCUGGACAUAUAUGGCUGAUUUCGAGGAUUCCAGCGCGCCAACAUGGGACAACAUGAUCAACGGCCAGGCCAACCUGUACGAUGCUAUUCGCCGACAGGUCGAUUUCAAGCAGGGCGAGAAGGAGUACAAGCUCCGCACCGACCGCACACUCCCCACACUCAUCGCCCGUGCUCGUGGGUGGCACCUCGAGGAGAAGCACUUCACUGUUGAUGGCGAGCCUAUCUCUGGUGGUCUCUUCGACUUCGGUCUGUACUUCUUCAACAACGCACACGAGCUCGUCAAGCGCGGAUUCGGCCCAUACUUCUACCUCCCCAAGAUGGAGUCGCAUCUCGAGGCUAGGCUUUGGAACGACGUCUUCAACCUUGGUCAAGACUACAUUGGCAUGCGCCGUGGAACCAUCCGUGGUACCGUUCUGAUUGAGACCAUUCCUGCUGCCUUCGAGAUGGACGAGAUUAUCUACGAGCUCCGUGACCACUCCUCCGGCCUGAACUGCGGUCGCUGGGACUACAUCUUCAAUACCAUCAAGCGUUUCCGCCAGAACCCCAACUUUAUCCUACCCGACCGUGAUGCCGUCACAAUGACCUCCCCCUUCAUGGACGCUUAUGUCAAGCUCCUCAUCAAGACCUGCCACGCACGUGGUGUUCACGCCAUGGGUGGUAUGGCUGCCCAGAUCCCCAUCAAGAACGACAAGAAGGCCAAUGAUGCCGCCAUGGCCAAGGUCAAGGCCGACAAGCUCCGCGAGGUCCGCGCCGGUCACGACGGUACCUGGGUCGCUCACCCCGCUCUUGCCAAGAUUGCCUCGGACAUCUUCAACGAGAACAUGCCCACACCCAACCAGAUGCACGUCCGCCGCGAGGACGUCAACAUCUCCGCCAACGACCUGCUGAACAUGAAUGUGCCUGGCAAGAUCACCGAGGCUGGUAUCCGCCAGAACCUCGACAUCGGUCUCAGCUACAUGGAGGCCUGGAUUCGCGGUGUUGGCUGUGUGCCUAUCAACUACCUCAUGGAGGACGCUGCUACCGCCGAGGUUUCGAGAUCCCAGCUCUGGCAAUGGACAAGGCACGGUGUCAAGACCGCUGAGGGCCAGACUGUUACCAAGCAGUACGCACUCAAGUUGCUCAAAGAGCAGACUGAUAAGUUGAAUGAGAAAGCGCCUAAGGGCAACAAGUUUCACCUUGCGGCCAAGUACUUCGAGGGUCAGGUCACUGGCGAAGACUAUGCCGAGUUCCUUACAUCGUUAUUGUACAACGAGAUCACAAACGUAGGUGCCACCAGGCCUGCCUCCAAGUUGUAGACUCGCGCCUGUUUCCUUGCCGCGAUGAAUCUUCUUGUAGUUACCAUACCCACCAUAUCAAGGUCCAAUGAAGGCCUGUAAGCAGAAUGCAAAAGCAAAGCUUGAUUACUUGGUUUCAUGUUUGCGCGCUCGUUCCUCGCUUACAUCUGUUUGGGACAUUUGAUACGUUCGUGGAGCCUAACAUGUUAACUUCUUUAGCCUAUCG
Didymella exigua CBS 183.55 is the source of this 2076-nucleotide messenger RNA. Its product is annotated as malate synthase. Gene Ontology annotation, cellular component: cytoplasm; peroxisomal matrix. The transcript has 4 exons. Lineage: Eukaryota; Fungi; Ascomycota; Dothideomycetes; Pleosporales; Didymellaceae. Bases 240 to 1871 code for a protein of 543 amino acids. Gene Ontology annotation, molecular function: malate synthase activity. The record is from RefSeq and is a predicted model, not a curated record. Gene Ontology annotation, biological process: glyoxylate cycle.